Molecule: messenger RNA, 2069 nt
Organism: Musa acuminata subsp. malaccensis (wild Malaysian banana)
Lineage: Eukaryota; Viridiplantae; Streptophyta; Magnoliopsida; Zingiberales; Musaceae
Product: APETALA2-like protein 3
Biological process (GO): regulation of DNA-templated transcription
Molecular function (GO): DNA-binding transcription factor activity; DNA binding
Source: RefSeq, a predicted model, not a curated record
CCCUGUCUCGCUUCUUCUGUCUGCUCUCUCGUUCGCCUCCCACCGAUCCGCCGCUCCGCAAAUGGACCGGAUCGCCUUCCGCGACCAUAUCUUCCGCCGAAGAUAUUUGCUCCUGGCCGCCUUCUGAUUCCGCCAAGAUUUCUGCACUUUGUCGGCGAGAUUCGGGCUCGGUCAAGUAUUCGAUCGAUUGCGCGAGAGAUAUUAUGGAAUUCGAUCUCAAUGUGGCCUACCCCGGCGACUCCCUUGCUGCGGCGCCCUACUCCUUUGAGUCAUCGAGCAACGACAUCGCUACCGCCGCCGCCGGAGACGAGGACGCGCGCUCCUCCAACGGCGCUGCCUCCGUCUUCUGUUCCGAUGUCCUCGGUCGUCCCGCUGAGCCGGUUGUUGACGAGGAGGAGGGAUGCGUCUCGCCGGAGCCGGGCAUGGCCACGCGGCAGCUGUUCCCUCUGGCCGCGGAGGUUGCUGCGAUGCAGCCUCACGUAGCCGUGGACUCGUCCUCCUCCUCGCCUUUGAGCUUUGCCGCUGUUGGCUUGUGGAAGGGAACGACGGGUGGUUUGGCGGAGCCGGAGGCCAACCUGGUGCUGCAGCGGCGGCAGCAGCAGCGGCAGCAGGUGAAGAAGAGCAGAAGAGGACCGAGGUCUCGUAGUUCACAGUAUCGUGGAGUCACCUUCUACCGGAGAACCGGGAGAUGGGAGUCCCACAUUUGGGAUUGUGGAAAACAGGUUUAUCUGGGAGGCUUCGAUACCGCCCAUGCCGCCGCAAGAGCAUAUGAUCGUGCUGCGAUCAAGUUCCGUGGACUUGAUGCUGACAUCAACUUUAAUCUUAGUGAUUACGAUGAGGAUUUGAAGCAGCUGAGAAAUUUAACCAAGGAAGAAUUUGUACAUAUACUUCGUCGGCAAAGUACUGGAUUUGCAAGGGGAAGCUCCAAAUACAGAGGGGUGACUCUCCACAAAUGUGGUCGUUGGGAGGCUCGCAUGGGGCAGUUCCUUGGCAAAAAGUAUAUAUAUCUUGGCUUAUUUGACAGCGAAAUAGAGGCUGCAAGGGCACAUGACAAGGCUGCUAUCAAAUUCAAUGGAAGGGAGGCCAUCACCAAUUUUGAGCCGAGCAUCUAUGAAGGAGAGAUAUCUCUGGCACCUGAAAAUGAAGUUGCUUUUGAGGAUGUUGAUCUCAAUCUGAGGAUAUCUCAGCCCAACCUCCAUUAUCCAAAGAGGGAUGGUAAUUCAGGUGGUACCAAUUUCAGUUGCCACUCAUUUGAAGCUAUGGAAACUGGAAAUUCUCAGGCUGAAAGCCUUAAUUAUCUGAACGUUGGUCCUCGCUUGGCUAUGGCACCUCAGCAUCCUCAUUCGUGGGCCUCUUCUUGUCCGAGCUUCUUUUUCAGCAUCGAGGAGAAGAGGAACCACCCGAAGGCUGAGGUUAGGCCCCGACAACCCCUCCCCAUCCCCAUCCGGGCAUGGCAAAUUAGUCCUACGCCACUGCAAUCCGUCUCUUCUGCAGCAUCAUCAGGAUUCUCUACUGCCACCACAAUGGCCGCCGCCUCCCAACACCCAUCACUUCCAUUCUCCUCCAUCCGCAACCACUAACUAGUAUUAUUUGAUGACGCGCACUCACUUGUGUCCGUGAUCACGACAUCAUCUUCUAAAAAGUCUGCCGACACUCGAAUCGGUGACAGCUUUUGUGAGACCAUUUGCUUUGAUAAGCCUCCAUGGCUUUGCGAAGUGAAAGGUCAAAAUGUCGUAGGCGCUCCUUUUGUCAUUUGAUGCUCACCCGACAUCGGAUAUCUACGAGGAAAGCUUAUUCCCUGCUGCUGCUGCUGCCGCUGCCGACAGCUUGUGUGGCCUUUAAAAGGCUGUGAACUCUUCUUUCUUGGGUCUGCUUCUUUUGUUUGUAGUCGACUGAACUCGUGCCCACUGUCACGGCGCCCCUAUCCUUGCUUUGGGUUACCGUGACUUGUACCUCUGGUGGUGUGGUGGUUGUUCCCCUUUCCCAGGAGUGUACCGGGGUGGCCUCUGUGCUUUGCUUUCGCAUGGUCUCUUGGGAGGCUCGUCUGGUGGGAGCAUUAAAAUUAUGAA